Messenger RNA from Adineta ricciae, 1452 nucleotides. NCBI's taxonomy places the organism in Eukaryota, Metazoa, Rotifera, Eurotatoria, Adinetida, Adinetidae. The record is from the annotation of a GenBank genome assembly.
AUGACAAGUACAGGUAAAUCAUCAAGUCGAACUGUAGAUGGUUUUGUUUCCCAUGUCAAUGGAGUGUUUGAACACGGAUUAUUAACCACUUUUGUUCGAAAGAACGAAAUAUAUGUUGAGGACAGAGAGUACGAUAUUAUUAUUGUUGGUGCUGGAUUCGCUGGUCUAAUCGCUGCGCGUGAACUUAGUCGCCGUGGCCGAAGUAUUUUAAUGGUUGAAGCAAGAGAUCGUAUAGGUGGUCGUACUUUUACCGCACAAGUUGAUAACGAACGAUAUGAAAUUGGUGGUACAUGGAUACAUUGGAGUCAGCCGCAUGUUUGGAGCGAGAUGACACGCUAUGGAUUUUCGUUGAGUGAAUCUGAAGGUGCGACAACCAAUCAGAUUAGUCUUUUAUUCGAUAAUGGAACAAGAUUGAAAACUGUGUCAACGGCAGACUUCUAUCCUCAGCUAUUCGAUCUUUUGAAUAAAUUUAGUAAUAUCGAUGGUCAAAACGGACGAACAGUACUCCCUCAACCACAUGCACCGUUGGCUGAUCUUGGUGCCAUUCGAGCAUACGAUCAUUUAUCAAUGCAAGAUCGUUUAAAUCAACUAUCAGAUCUAGUGGAGAUCGAUAGUGAGAUGUACGAAGUUCUCGAUGCCUACCUUUCAAUGAAUACACAAGGUGAUUUGGCAAAGAGUGGAUUUCUCGAUCAUCUAACAUUUUGGAGUCUGGGAGAUUAUGACACAAAUCGUACAUGGGAUAAAACAAGUCGAUAUAAGAUGCGUGAAGGAACAAGUGCAUUAGCUCAAGCUAUGCUAGAUGAUUGUGAUCAAGUCAGUUUAUUAUUAUCAACGCCUAUUGUAUCCAUUCACCGGACAAAUGAAAAUAAAGUUCGAAUCAAAACUGCAAACGGCAAGAUUUUCACUAGUCGUACUGCGAUUGUUACCGUUCCUCUAAACGUUCUGCACACUAUUGACUUUCAACCUGUUUUAACAGAAGAAAAACAACGUGCGAUAGCAGAAAAGCAAUGCAGUGGAGGCACAAAAUUCUGGGCUAAAUUGAUGAAUCCUAUCGGUAAUUGGUGUGGUUUUGCUCCUUAUCCUAACCCGAUAACCGUUGCUUAUACAGACGAUCCUGAAGGUUAUAUUGUUGUCGGUUUUGGUCCUGAUGAUGCGUUGGACAUACGAGAUAUCCAAAAAGUUGAACAUGAAUUGCAAAAGUUCAUCGAUGGUUGUAAAGUUCAAUCUGUUUUUGGUCAUGAUUGGCGUCACGAUCCAUUCAUUCAAAGCACAUGGUCAUGGUACAAGCCAGGCCAAAUAUCUGCUAACCUUCAAGUACUUCAGAGUCCUGAACCACCUUUAUUUUUUGCUAGUGGUGAUAUAUCGAAUAGCUGGCGAGGGUGUAUUGAUGGUGCUCUGCAAAGUGGUCUAACUUGCGUUCGACAAGUUCAAGAAUAUCUGAAUAAUCGAUAG